Chelonus insularis is the source of this 1614-nucleotide messenger RNA. It is a transcript of the gene Hacd2, whose product is annotated as 3-hydroxyacyl-CoA dehydratase 2. NCBI's taxonomy places the organism in Eukaryota, Metazoa, Arthropoda, Insecta, Hymenoptera, Braconidae. The transcript is spliced from 7 exons. Gene Ontology annotation, biological process: sphingolipid biosynthetic process; fatty acid elongation; very long-chain fatty acid biosynthetic process. The record is from RefSeq and is a predicted model, not a curated record. The coding region runs from base 280 to 1476 and encodes 398 amino acids. Gene Ontology annotation, cellular component: endoplasmic reticulum membrane. Gene Ontology annotation, molecular function: 3-hydroxyacyl-CoA dehydratase activity.
UUUACAAAUGGGAAAAAUGGAGGACAUGAGGAAAAAUUCCCUCGUUUUCUUGAUCUACCUGAAUAUCACGUGAUCGAUACUAGCGCCGCCAUCUUCAUGUGUGAAUUUUUUUAACAUCAUUUAUGAAGUUGUGUCGAUAAGUGUAAUUGAUAAACCGCAAUUGUCAUCAACAUUAUAAUCGUACUUUCAUUGAAAAAGUCAGAAGAGUUUGUUAUAACCUAUCUUUAUUUUCGUAUUUAUAAGGAAUUGUUUUAUUAUUGGUUAAAAAACGUAUCUAAAAUGGCUACCUCUAGAUUCCCUACGGUUUAUUGGAAUCAAACUGAUAAAGAUAUUUCUUUGAGAAUUGAUAUAAACAAUCCCCAAGGAUCUGAAAUUUCUUUUGAAGAAUCAAGUAUGAGGUUUUCAGCUUUUAGACAAGGAGAUGCUGGUCCUGUAGAAUAUAAUUUUACACUUAAUUUUUAUGAUUCGAUAGAACGUGAGGAAAACGUAUAUGAACUAAUUGAUAAACAACUACAGUUUUUAUUAAAAAAGAAAAGUGACGGUGAGUGGCCACAACUUACAUCAUUAGAAUCUGAUCCAUCUUGGACUACAUUAGAGCCUGAAAAGCCAGAAAAAAAUAUACGUAACAAAGAAAAUAAAAAAUCAACAUACCAGCCAAGGUUUAAAAAGCUUAGUGAAGAAUAUGCACAAUUAAAUGAACAAAUACACAGAGAAGAACUCGACAAACGAGAUGUUCAUGAAGAUUACCCUAAAAUGUAUGAUGAGCUUCAUAAAGAAGAAAUGGGAUACAGAAAAGAGGACUUGAGAGUUGUCUAUCUUGUACUUUAUAAUUUAUGUCAAUUUGUGGGUUUCAUUUAUGUUAUUACUAUUAUGACAAUACGAUAUUCACGUGAAGGUCCAGAUUCAAUGGAAAAAACAUAUGAAAGUGUUGGAAAUAUUAUGAAAUUUAUUCAUCUUUUGCAAUUCUUAGAAGUGAUGCAUCCAAUGUUUGGAUACACUAAAGGAAGUACUUUUGUAGCAUUUCUUCAAGUUGGCGGAAGAGCUUUUGUACUCUUCUGUAUGAUAGAAUGUGAACCUCGUAUGCAAACGAAACCUGUUGUAUUUUAUCUGUUUUUUAUUUGGAGUUUAGUUGAAGUUUUUCGAUAUCCUUACUACAUUACUCAAGUAUUGAAUGUUAAUAUUCCUCUGUUGACAUGGUUUAGAUACACAAUUUGGAUACCUUUAUAUCCUUUAGGUUUUCUAUGUGAAGGAAUAAUCAUUCUCAGAAAUAUUCCUUACUUUGAAGAAACAAACAAAUUUACUAUUUCAUUACCAAACAGUUGGAAUUUUGCUUUUCAUUUUCCAACAGUUUUAAGAAUGUAUUUAUUGCUGCUGGCUUUACCUGGAAUGUAUACGAUGAUGUCACACAUGAAUGAAGCUAGAAAAAAGAAACUAGCUAUCAAAAAAUCUCAGAAGAAAUCAGACAAAAAAUCUUGAAUUGAUAUAUUCAUUGUAAAAUUAGAAAAUGAAUGCUUAAUUACCAUAAAAAUUCAUACUACAGGAUAUUACUACAGAUGUACUAUAUAUUUAUCGUCCAUUGUAGGCUUAAAAUUUGUACUACUAUUCGACUGAAAU